Molecule: messenger RNA, 865 nt
Organism: Arabidopsis lyrata subsp. lyrata
Lineage: Eukaryota; Viridiplantae; Streptophyta; Magnoliopsida; Brassicales; Brassicaceae
Product: GATA transcription factor 15
Exons: 3
Coding region: 214-669 (151 amino acids)
Biological process (GO): regulation of DNA-templated transcription
Molecular function (GO): zinc ion binding; sequence-specific DNA binding
Source: RefSeq, a predicted model, not a curated record
UUUGAAAUUAAAAAAAUAUCUCUGUUUCUCUGACACUCUCUCUCUCUGUUUCUACUUUCAAGAUUCAAAUUUUUGUUUCCCCUGAUCCACUCGUCUUUGAAUUCAUAUCUGUUUCUUGCCAUUCUGAUCUCUAUUUGAAACCCUAGAUCCAUAUCUUCUCCACUUGACACUAGUUCACGAUCUGCGGUUCUCGAUCCCAAAACGAAGCUGGUAAUGCUAGAUCCUACCGAGAAAACAGUUAUCGAUUCAGAGGCCAUGGAAAGCAAACUCACAUCAGUAGAUGCGAUCGAAGAACACAGCAGCAGCAGUAGCAGUAAUGAAGGUAUCAGCAACGAGAAGAAGAGUUGUGCCAUUUGUGGUACUAGCAAAACCCCUCUUUGGCGAGGCGGUCCCGCCGGUCCCAAGUCGCUAUGUAACGCAUGCGGGAUCAGAAACAGGAAGAAGAGAAGAACACUGAUCUCGAAUAGAUCAGAAGAUAAGAAGAACAAGAAUCACAACAGAAAUCCAAAGUUCGGUGACUCGUUGAAGCAGCGACUAAUGGAAUUGGGGAGAGAAGUGAUGAUGCAGCGAUCAACGGCUGAGAAUCAACGACGGAAGAAGCUCGGCGAAGAAGAGCAAGCCGCCGUGUUACUCAUGGCUCUCUCUUAUGCUUCUUCCGUUUAUGCUUAACGAAUUUUCUGGAUCUUAACCUUAAAGUUUUCAGGUGAAAUAAAUUUUGUAGGAUGUGUAACGAAUUAAUGUGUAAUUUUUUGUAUGUGUUUGUUGUGUUGUUUGAAUUAACUAAAUUUUGAAAUUUUUGUAUCUGGUUUAUGUGAUCUGGUGAAGAAUGAAUGAAUGAAAGGUCAAGAUGAUUUUCUUCCGACAA